Carassius auratus (goldfish) is the source of this 1910-nucleotide messenger RNA. Its product is annotated as organic solute transporter subunit alpha-like. The transcript has 7 exons. NCBI's taxonomy places the organism in Eukaryota, Metazoa, Chordata, Actinopteri, Cypriniformes, Cyprinidae. Bases 188 to 1432 code for a protein of 414 amino acids. The record is from RefSeq and is a predicted model, not a curated record.
GACGGUCCUUAGGAAGCCACCUUGGUAUAGAUUCGUCAUAACUCUUUGUACACAAUUACCUAUUUAUCUAUGCAACUGGGGUUUGUGUCUAAACUGAGAACAGAUACGUGGGUAUUCAAUUAUUUUGAUCCUGACAUCUAAGGGCUCCUAAUUGAAAUUCUUGUGUUUUGUGUGAUUGUACUGAACGAUGGGGAAAGCAAACAACUGCACAUUCAUGGGAGGUGGGAUUCCUCUGUCAUCUGAGUUCUUUAAAGUGAUCAAGAAUGAUCUCUGGCUGUUCCUCCUUCCUGCUGUGUUUGCUGUGCUUAUUCUUGCUCUCUUCAUGGAGGAGAUUGGCUUUUUUCUGCGUCAUGUCCCCUCUCAGCGGCGUAGAUGUCUCAGCCUGUGGAUCCUGGGAAUAUAUCCAGUCUUCGGGAUGACGUCUAUCAUUGCACUAUAUGUUCCACGCUCCUCAUUUCUGUGCAAUUUCAUUGCAUCUCUUUAUCACUCCAUUACACUCUUGAAGUUCAUGGGUCUUAUCAAAGACUUCUUCGGUGGAAAGACUCGGAUGCUGGAAAUGUUAGCAGGGGAGCAGGUGUCUCCAAACCCCUUCCCUUGCUGUUGCUGCUGCUGUCUUCCUCUCUUCAACAUCAACGAGACCAGCGUGGGCUGGAUGAUGGCUGCUGUUCUUCAGCUCUCUGUGGUCAGAACAGUCCUGUUCUUCCUCACUCUUGUCCUCUGGACUGAUGAGCAAUAUGAUUAUGGGGUUGUGAAUUCAGGUAAUCUCAACAUGUAUGUCAAUGCCAUCAUUGCCAUAUCCACGUUUCUGUCUUUCUAUGGCUACUUGCUGUUUUAUAAAGCCACAAAAAAAGCAUUGCCUGGAUAUGGUCUUCGAGCCAAGUUUAUUUGCAUCAUUGUCAUCCUGGUCCUUUGUGGACUACAGAGUGGAAUUUUGGAGACCAUGGGUGCCCUGAAUGUCAUCCCCUGCACUCCUCCCUUCUCUGAUCUGUUUCGAUCUCAAUUAAUUUACCACUAUUGUGUACUUGUGGAGAUGUUCUGCAUCAGCCUCUUUGCACAUCACACAUUCCGGAAAGUUGAACCCUGUCAUGACGAGGCUGAAGAAAUAGAAGUUGAUGUCCUAAGAGUUCUCAAUGAAAAGGCAAUUCAGACAGAAGAUGAGCUGCCAAUCGCUGUGCAGCUCUCCUCUCAAGAAGACGAUCCAUGCUAUUCUAACCUCGGAUACAAUAGUGACAGUGAAGACAGCCUCUGUAAAAUUGAACACGCACCACUGGACCGCUUCCCCUUCCCCUUACAGCACAAAAUGCAAACUGUGGCGAACACUGAGAAAGUGUGUACUACACCAUCUGAAGACGCCAUGAGUGUGGACCGGCCGACAAUUACUGUCAGUGCUGAAAUUAACCAUGUUAACAAUGGUGAUGUUACUGUUGUAUAGAAGAAAAUGAGAGAAAAAAAUGUAUAUGUUUGUAUAGAUGUGACAUUAUGCGAUUUUAUAUGAUUUUAUACUCCACUGGGGCCAGGAAACUAAAUUAAGGUAUUUAAAAGUGAAGUGUAAUGAAAUGUAAAUCUCACCAGCAUAACAAGCAUAACAAUUGUUUUUCUUUGUAAUCUCUAAUUCAGUACCUUAAGUUUAAUGUUAAAUUCACUAUUUACAUGUACUGUUUAGCACAUUUUUAUAAAAAGUACACAGUGAUUUAUGAUAUAUAGGUAAAAAAAAAAAAAAAAAAAAAGCUACAUACCGCUAUUUACAAGUGGUUAAAUUGUGGAUGCUGUCGAGUUAACAUUUGAAACUAUAAAACCUAAAGACGAACCAGGGUAGACUCAAUACUGAAUUUACUCAAGUCAAAAAUUAAAUAUGACACAAUCCUGGCGAUUUCUUGGCCGAUUAAUUUUUUUGCAGACACUUCACGAUU